Molecule: messenger RNA, 2448 nt
Organism: Anopheles darlingi
Lineage: Eukaryota; Metazoa; Arthropoda; Insecta; Diptera; Culicidae
Product: putative odorant-binding protein A10
Exons: 2
Coding region: 671-1021 (116 amino acids)
Source: RefSeq, a predicted model, not a curated record
UUCAAGCUAUACGAAUCGUCCAUCUCGCAGACCGUUGGCACGCUAUUUGUGCCGCCACGCAGUCGUACCGUCCGCGAACAACAGAGGAUUACGGUGAACCCGGAAGUGCCAACAUCAUAUCACACCGCCCUGGUCCUGCCUCUUUUCAUCUCGCGUCACGGCAUAUCAGCACCCCGCGGGCUUUGUUGCGGCUUUUGUAUGUGUGCAUAAGUGCGUGUGUGUGUGUGUGUGCCCGUCCUAUCGAGUUUAUGACAGUGGAGUGAGUGCGUAGCAGUGCGGCUUACCAGUCAACGGUUUCGGCUUACGUACGCCAUAACAAGCAUUAAUUUAUUACAUUAACGCACCAAACGUGCCGCUGUGUAAAGGGCGAGCAUAACGAAGGUUUCGCACCGGAAGCGCGCCCUGCCAAGAGCGCUCUCGAGACUACGUGUGUGUUUGUGUGUGUGUGUGUAGGUUGGCGAUCCCUUCAAAUCUAGGGUCUGCAGACCUUGGAGACGCGACCACGUUGACACGAUACCGUCACACGGAUUGAUGCUCGGCCCCGGAUAAGCACCGACUCGGCACGGAACAGAGCGAGCAACCAACCCAACAGCGUAGUCAGCGGAGGCGGCAGCAGCAGCAGCAGCAGCAGCAGCACCGGCUCACAGCAGCGCGCAUAACUGGCACAAAAAUGAGUUCAAAGGCAUUACCAAAUCUAUUUAUGCUAUCAGCGGCGGUAAUUGCGCUGAUGGCGGCACUGAUCGCCGGACCGCAGCCGGUGGCGGCCAACGACAGCCAGAACAUUAACCGACUGCUGAACAAUCAGGUGAUUGUCAGCCGGCAGAUCAUGUGCGUGCUGGAGAAGAGCCCCUGCGAUCAGCUCGGUCGGCAACUGAAAGCGGCUCUACCGGAAGUGAUACAGCGCAACUGUCGGAACUGUUCGCCCCAGCAGGCCCAAAAUGCACAGAAGCUGACGAAUUUCCUCCAGACGCGCUACCCGGAAGUGUGGGCCAUGUUAAUACGCAAAUAUGGCGCCGUUUAAGCUGCAUCUUUCCUUCCUCACCGGAUCGGAGGAUCGACUUUUCCUCUUUUCUUCUUUUCUACGAAACAGAUUUACCAUCUAAGCGAUACGCCAAACACGCGCGCACUGAGCGCGUCGCAGGCGUGAAAAGUUAUAUAUAUAUAAAAUGGGAAGAAAAGCUGACAGCAGGCAGGUGGAAACGAUGGAGGGAAGGGGGGAAAGUGAAGUCUUAGCCGCACAAAUCAAUCGUCCAACCCAAGCAAGGCGAAGCAGAAGCAAAGCGUAACCAACGAAGUGGGGAAAAAACCACCGAAGAAUGACAACGAAGCAGACAAGCGAGCGAGCGAGCGACCAUCAUCUCGAACGUCGCAUACGUCCGUUACUUGGAACUGUCAGAUCAGCAGCAUCGUCACAUAUCUAGCGCUCCCUCAGGGGGGCAUCCUAUUCCAGCCGAACGACGGCAAUCAGAUGCGAUGCGAAAGGCAGCUGGGAAAAAGAAAAGCUAACUCUCCACUUGUCGUGACCGGUGGUGUAUGGUUGUGACGAUCAUAAUGUCACCGAAACAACAUCGAAUUCCCCGAAGCGCACCAUGUGGUAGCAAUAUUUUUAUCAACCGAAGCUUCUUCCUUUUUGAUGCUGUCACCCAGACCCAGAUCCAAAGCCUUAGCGCCGUCAACAACUAGCCUAUGGUUUCCGAGAAAGGAUUCGCGCGAGUUUUCGCGAGUUGCUUAAAGCUUUCUUCGUCUUUCUGCCACAACCAUAACCAAGGGUUCUUCCGGCUAGCUGUCUACGCCACCAGCGACAUCCGGCAUCACGACAAGCGGCUUAACGAGUUUGCUGCUUGACGGUGUACGCUUAAUUUGUUUGUAUGGCAACGCGGUGACGCAUAAUCGGAUUGUGGAUAUGUCUGUGUUUGGGCGGUUGGCUGUCGCUGGUUGUGGUGCUGCUCGUUCAUCCCUGUGCAACGCAUCGGAACGAGUACGUCCAGUACGGCGUGCUAGAGUCAAACACUCGUUGGCUAACGGCUAGCAUUAAUAUCAAAUAAACAGAACUAUGUGAUAGAAUCAUAUCCUCCCCCUACCACACCCCACCACCAUCGAGACAGAACAGGCAACAACACGACCCUAAUGCGGUAUCAUGUCACUUUCGCUGGGCUCGCGAUGGCCUCAUCGAAGGCAGAUGAACGCCGAAGGCUUAGAUCCUGACAGAGAACAACAAUAUCAAACUCCACGGCCCCCGUCUCCCCUUCUUCCAACCAGAAAUAUCAUUUACCCUAGCGUAGGACAUCAUCAUUGACGUGCAUAGGUUUACAUAACAGUACAACGACGAUCAGUUUCGCUCUGUAAGGGCCCAUUUUCCUCUGUAGAGUGACUUUUACAGGGCAAAGGGAGUCGACGUUUGACGGCUGGUCGGCUGGCGGUGGCCGUUUCCCUCAGUGUUUGGUUGCG